Messenger RNA from Mesorhabditis belari, 288 nucleotides. The record is from the annotation of a GenBank genome assembly. Lineage: Eukaryota; Metazoa; Nematoda; Chromadorea; Rhabditida; Rhabditidae.
AUGAAUUUAAGAAUUGCAGCGCAAAGCGACCACUCAUUUGGAGCUAACCGAUGCCACAAAAAGAGGAAGAAGAAGAACAAGGUAGAUGCUGGACCAAGUGAAGACCACGGAGAGUUGGAGGCUAAACGAGCCAAAAUGAAUGAACGGGUGACUGACGUGCAGAACAGUCGAAAGCAAAAGCCGUCGAAAUACUAUUUACUAAAGGCAACUUGGCUCGUCGUUAUCGAGAAGUUUCAACCGCUCUCACGGGAUGCCAGAUCAAGAUGCGAGAUGAAGAGUGUCGUGUUG